UGCUCGCUAGCGGCGCCAGGCUGAGGCGCCAUCUCAGCACAUGUGUGUCGUCUGAAUAUCUGAAGAUUCAUGACCAGCAACCCCAAAACACUACUUGUUAAUGGUUAGAAUAGAAUUCCUGACUUCCCUGGCUAAAUAUUCGACCGAAAAUAUAGAGGAGGAAGAAGAAGAAGUACACGUCUGUCGCGGCAAUACGCAGCCAUAACGGAAAAGGAAUAGGAACGGAAAAGAUACUAGUAGUUACACGAUGGUAGACGAAGUAUCGCCAAAGGCGUAUCCGCUGGCGGACGCGACGCUUACCAUAAAGAUACUGAAUCUGGUGCAGCAGGCGGUGAGCUACGGACAGCUGAAGAAGGGAGCGAACGAGGCCACCAAGUCCUUGAAUCGUGGCCUGUCAGAGUUCAUAGUGAUGGCUGCCGAUACCACGCCACUGGAAAUCCUGCUGCACCUGCCGCUGUUGUGCGAAGACAAGAACGUACCUUAUGUCUUCGUGCGGAGCAAGCAGGCCCUGGGACGAGCCUGUGGAGUCUCCAGGCCGGUGGUAGCUUGUUCAGUAUUGAUGCUAGAUGGCUCACAAUUGGUUACACAGAUCAAAGCUAUCCAAGAAGAAAUUGAGAGGCUCUUAAUAUAAAUGACAUCUAUAUUUGUUAUUUUUACAUGGUAAAAAUUAAUUACUAGUAACACAAUAUUAUCACUACCACAAAUAUUUUGACAUAAACGAAAUGCAACUUAAUAACUGCUAUUUAUAAAAAGAAAUGUAUGUUAAUCUCCCGUAUGAAAUCUUUUGUAUAAAAGAAAAAUUUUAAACAUUAAUAAAAAGUUCAAUACC
Molecule: messenger RNA, 829 nt
Organism: Vollenhovia emeryi
Lineage: Eukaryota; Metazoa; Arthropoda; Insecta; Hymenoptera; Formicidae
Gene: hoip
Product: NHP2-like protein 1 homolog
Exons: 2
Coding region: 248-631 (127 amino acids)
Biological process (GO): ribosome biogenesis; mRNA splicing, via spliceosome; maturation of SSU-rRNA
Cellular component (GO): box C/D methylation guide snoRNP complex; nucleolus; small-subunit processome
Molecular function (GO): RNA binding
Source: RefSeq, a predicted model, not a curated record